This is a messenger RNA of Gavialis gangeticus (Gharial), 3068 nucleotides long. RefSeq names its product polypeptide N-acetylgalactosaminyltransferase 11 (gene GALNT11). Gene Ontology annotation, cellular component: Golgi apparatus. Lineage: Eukaryota; Metazoa; Chordata; Crocodylia; Gavialidae. Gene Ontology annotation, biological process: regulation of Notch signaling pathway. The record is from RefSeq and is a predicted model, not a curated record. The transcript has 12 exons. Bases 186 to 2012 code for a protein of 608 amino acids. Gene Ontology annotation, molecular function: Notch binding.
AGAAGCAAAGUGUUCAGUGUCAGACUCAGUGUUUUAUUGUUUGUUGGGACUGAAGAGACCAGCUGGAUUUGACCUAGCUGCAGUAGUAAAUAUGCUUUCACCACGUAACCUUGCCUGUUUUUGUGGUGUUGGCUCUGCUGGAGAAAGGAAAUUGAGAAUGGGCUAUCAACAAUGCUAGGUCUACAAUGGGAAGUGUCACACUUCGCUAUUUCUGCUAUGGGUGCCUUUUCACAUCUGUGACCUGGACGCUUCUGCUCUUCGUGUAUUUCAACUUCAGUGAAGAGACCCACUCUUUCAAGAAUGUGCCCGUCAAGGGGCUGGAACCUCAAAAGCCAAUUCCUAAAAAAAUUUAUCCCCGGUUCACUCGGGGUCCCAUUCGCAAACCCGACCCACAGAAGAAAGGAGGCAAGAUGGGGAAUCCAUUGGGGAAUCAUGAACAGGACCCAGUGAAGGGAGACAUAGAUUUUUCUCCUGAAAUGGGCAUGAUUUUUAAUGAGCAUGAUCAGGAGGUGAGAGACUUGGGCUAUCAGAAACAUGCCUUCAAUGUGCUGAUCAGUAACCGGCUGGGAUACCACAGAGAUGUGCCAGACACCAGGGAUACAAAAUGUAAAGAAAAGUCUUACCGUUCUGAUCUACCUUCUGCUAGUGUUGUUAUCUGUUUCUACAAUGAAGCCCUUUCUGCCUUGCUUCGGACAAUACACAGCGUCCUGGAUCGCACUCCAUCAUAUCUUCUUCAUGAAAUUAUCCUGGUGGAUGACAACAGUGAAUUUGCUGAUUUGAAAAAAGACCUAGAUGAAUAUAUUCAGAAAAACCUUCUAAAAAACACCAAGCUAGUAAGAAAUGAAAAACGUGAGGGGCUGAUUCGAGGAAGAAUGAUUGGAGCGUCUCAUGCUACAGGAAAAGUGCUGGUGUUCCUGGACAGUCACUGCGAGGUGAAUGAGAUGUGGUUGCAACCUUUGCUGACUCCAAUCAGAGAUGAUCGCAAGACAGUGGUGUGCCCUGUGAUUGACAUAAUCAGCGCCGAUACACUUACCUACAGUUCUUCUCCAGUUGUGCGUGGAGGGUUUAACUGGGGCCUGCACUUUAAAUGGGAUCUUGUUCCUUUGUCAGAACUAGAAGGACCCGAGGGAGCUACUGCUCCAAUCAAAUCACCUACCAUGGCAGGAGGAUUGUUUGCCAUGGACAGAGAAUACUUUAAUGAGCUUGGACAGUAUGACAGUGGCAUGGAUAUUUGGGGAGGUGAAAAUCUGGAGAUAUCAUUUCGGAUCUGGAUGUGUGGGGGCAGACUACUAAUCAUCCCUUGCUCCAGAGUGGGACACAUUUUCCGUAAGAGGCGCCCAUAUGGCUCCCCUGGGGGGCAGGACACCAUGGCACACAACUCUCUGCGUCUGGCACAUGUGUGGAUGGACGAAUAUAAGGAACAAUAUUUUGCCCUAAGACCUGAACUAAGGACCAGAAGCUAUGGAAACAUUACUGACCGUGUGGAGUUGAGGAAAAAAUUGAACUGCAAGUCAUUUAAGUGGUAUUUAGAUAACAUCUACCCAGAGAUGCAAGUGUCUGGGCCCCAUGCCAAAGCUCAGCAACCGGUAUUUAUUCACAGAGCACAAAAACUACCAAAAAUAAUCAAACGUGGAAGGUUGUAUCACCUUCAAACCAACAAGUGUCUUGUUGCCCAGGGUCACCCAAGUCAGAAAGGAGGACUAGUAGUAGCUAGGGAAUGUGACUACAAUGAUCAAAACCAGAUCUGGAUGUACAAUGAAGAUCACGAGCUAAUCUUAAAUAAUCUCCUCUGCUUGGAUGUGUCGGAAACUCGCUCCUCAGAUCCGCCCCGCCUCAUGAAAUGCCAUGGCUCCGGAGGGUCUCAGCAGUGGACGUUUGGGAAGAACAAUCGACUCUACCAGGUCUCCGUGGGGCAGUGCAUGAAAGUUGUUGAUCCACUGAGCCAUAAAGGGUACGUGACCAUGGCUAUCUGUGAUGGCUCCCUUCCUCAGCAAUGGCAUUUGGAGAGCUGACAAGCCAGCGGCCCAGAGAUGCUAUUUGCGAAGAUGAGUCUAUACCUUCAGCUGUUGGUUUCCAAGCGAUUCUAGAGGGCUCGCAAGGAGCCCUUGGCUGCUAUCCCUGACGCAAACUGGAUUGUGUUACAUCAGUAUUUUGCCCCAUAGACCUGUGUGCUUGAGGAGACUCAGAUGGACGGCUGAACUGGACUGGCCAGAUGCAGCAGCUGUCUGGCUACAGAAUCCCAACCCCUGUAGAAGUGCAAUUUAUCACCAGCUCCGCAGAUUAGCCUGGAUCCUUGAGCUGUGCUGAUGUAAGAGGAAAUAAUUAGAGCUGUAUAAUUUGAAUUGUGGUAAGAUUUUAACUCUGCGGACCUUUGUCAUGACUGUGAUGGGACAGAAGUUCCCCUUGCACAUUUCACAUGCAGCAGCAUGUCAGUUCACAAUGUCCAUCUGUUUGAAUUAUUUCACCUCAUCUGGAAUAUUUUUGAUUCUUUUUAUCUCCUGAAAAUUGCCACUUGUAAUAUUUAAAUUUUAGUUCCUUUAAUAUGCAGUUCUAGUACGUUUCCCAUAGGUACUUUUUGCUGUCAGUUAUCAUGCAGGAUUGAAAACAGGUGAUGUCUGUGCUGAUAGCUGGGGCUGACCAUAAGGUGUUCCUCGAGCCCCUUAAUCCUGGAAGCCGCUGAGCCAAGUCCCUUGAGGUUGUCCAGCUUGACCCUGGAAGCUCUGUUGAAUUUCUGGCUAAGAGACAGAGCCCACUUUUGCUGUCCUCGGAGCCCUUUUGUUUGGCAGCACAUUUAGAACUCGAUCUGCACUGCUGAAAGCCUUGAGUGCAGCACAUCUGCCAGCAGCAACCCUACAACUCCACGCAGAGAGACAAGAAGUCUGCAAACAUGCUCCUAGAAGGUGCAGAGUCUGAUAUGAUAAAACUGAGGAAAGGAAGCUGAGAGUCACCUUGAUGUCAUCCUUAGUAUUGGUGUAGACUCACCCAGACUUACUAUUGCAAACGUCAUUUCACCGAUUCAUGACAGCAUCUACAUUUAAAAUAAAGUAUUCCAGUUUUUUAAUAAAAUC